This is a messenger RNA of Amoebophrya sp. A25, 3659 nucleotides long. The record is from the annotation of a GenBank genome assembly. NCBI's taxonomy places the organism in Eukaryota, Dinophyceae, Syndiniales, Amoebophryaceae.
CUGCAUUUUCAACACGAGUAGUUGUACCGAAAAUCUUGGUGUGAUCGAGUGGCCGCGAGAGUUUGAGAUGUUCCUGCUAGUACUUCUACUUUACCAGGCUUAAUAUGAGUUCAAUCUUAAUCUUUUCCCUCAUCUGUUCCUUUCCUUGCCUUAGUACUAGCCAUUCACCCGUUCCGCCCACAGUCUCGAUUAUAACCUAGACUACUUAAUACAGACCAAGAACUCUUCAUCGCUAGACAAACCGAAACCCAAAGAUCAAAAACAACAUGUCAGCGUCUCUUGCAUCGUCCUCAAGAGCACGCAUUGCUCAGUUGCUGGCAGAAGGCGUUGGGCCUCAGUCGAUGCCUAUGAGAAUGAUGGGGAACACAGGCUUGCAGGUUUCGGUGCUCAGUUUUGGCUUUUGGGCGACCUAUGGAGUCAAAAAAGACUUGCAGGAUGAUGAUGGAGUCAAGACGGCGAAGGUGAUACUUCAUUUUUACGACAAACAACUCCAAGAAAGCGAUCUACACUUAUACUAGAGAUGAUAGGAUCCCGACGUCGUGACGACUCAGCGAAUUGUAGUUGAUGUCUCCUGAGAUAAAGUAGAAGUACAGCCUUUGCCUUAGCCUUCCUAAAUAAAAAUAUAGUAGUUGAACUUCUUUGACUUCGUGUAUCGAUUGAGUCAAGCUUUUAUUUUGCUAGGCCCACGAUAGUCAUUCGCGACACCUGAUACAUUCAACGAACAGGCAGUCAUGUCCGCCGCGCGUAACGCUGGCGUGAAUCUGUUCGAUCAUGCGGAGACCUACGGAAAUCCACAAGGCGCAGCAGAGAUGGUCUUUGGACACGCUUUGAAACAGCUAAAACAAGAAGACGCGAAAUUGUGGGCUCGACAUUCGCUGAUCAUCACUAUUACGGCAACCAUAAAGAGAACAUGAUCGCAACCAAAAAGUGGUGGAGAUGCAGCCUCUAAUUAAAAGAUCUUACACCCCGCGAGUGGGUACAUCUAUCUAUCUAUCUAUCUAAGACGAGAGCAACAUCAACUGCAAACCCAUUCUCAGCAUCAUCCUUGGCCUGCUCUUUUUCAAGUCUAAGGGAAAAAGAACAGAAGUGUCGAAGGAUAUUAUGGCUCUCCAGGAGGAAGAUGCGACGGCACAGUUGUAGCUCGCCUCUAAUACUACGAAAAUAUUUUGGGGCGGCCCUGAUCCGAAUCAGAAGGGCUUAUCCCGAAAGCACCUCCGCGAAGGUUUAGAUGCGAGUUUAGAGCGUUUGCAGUUGGACUACGUGGAUAUGGUGUUUUGCCAUAGACCAGACCCACUGACACCGACGGAAACUGUUGUUAAGGGUGCUGGUCAGAGGUGUUGAGUUGUAACAUUGUUCAUUUAAUAAUCUAGUAGAGUAAUGUUAAGUUGUAGAGUACAGCAAGGUGGAGCAACAAAGCGAGCGGCUAGAGCAUGGCAAAGAAGCCCCAAGGUUUUCGCGAUAUCGAGUAACUAGCUAGAUCGCGAGAGAAAACCCGGGGCGCCCGUUGGAUGUGUCUUGUCCAAAAGCGAACGAGAAUGACACGCCUGGGCGGAAGCGAGGCCAGCGAGUAAUAGUAGUGUAGUGCUAAGUUGGAAUUGGAGAGUAGAGUCGUUUUAUAGGUGCUAUAUGCAGCCUAUUAUGGAUGCACAGAAUAGAGUACAGUCAUUUUUGGAAUGUUUCUUUUCACCAGGGGCAGAAGUUCCAGGGGGCGAACAAUUGCCGCGGCAACAUCUGGUGCUCCAGCAGGCACGAUAUCGAUAUUAGUCACGACGAAAACAACGACCACGACGACCCGCUAUCUCUUCUAAUCUAUUUCGUGGUAUGACGGAUCUCGUUCGCAGUGGCAAAGUACACUAUUGGGGGACAUCAGAGUGGUCAGCUCAACAAUGGACUGAGGCAUACUGGAUCGCACAGAUGUAUAGCUUACUUAUAAGAGCUCAAUCGGUCUUCUCCUAGUAAGGUUGGCGUUGGCUCCACCACUCUUGUAAGAUUUUAAUAUUGAUGGAUCGCACAUCAGGAGAUGUAUUCGUAUUCCAACCUUGUUUCACUUUAAAUCUUCCACGACUCGUUGCAGCUGUUAGUACUCUUCAAUGAAUAUGUUCUAUGUGAUGUAGUCGUUUUCCUGGACGACAUAGUCAUGCAAUAUCAAUUCCAUCAAAUAAAAUUCAUUCACUACAGUUCCACCCUACACAUACACUUUCCCCAAACCUUACCCUGCCGUUACGAUUACCCUCGCCAGGCACGGUCUCGAACCACCGCAAUUCGAACAGCCACAAUACCAUAUGUUCUGGAGGGACAGAUUUGAGAAAGAAUACUUCCCACUCUUUCGUGCUCCUUACCAUAUGGGAACGACAACCUGGUCUCCUCUUGCCAGUGGUUUAUUGUCGGGGAAAUAUGUAGACGGGACGAUACCGGAAUCGUCGAGUUAUGCGAAUAAAUGUGGCUUGAUGUUUAUCAACAUCUCCAUACAUCUACUUCAUAGAACUACUAUGUAUAAGUUUCAUUUUCUCAUGUAGAUCCAAUAGUUUUGGUUUUCCGUUUUCCGAGUUACUUUCUUUGAGUAGGAGUGAAAGAGACCACCUAUCGCGGAUCUUCGGACAUCCCUCCAAUCAAUUCGUGGUCUACUCCCUUUCUAAUAUUCGUCUACUCCCUUUAUUUAGAAAGUUUCUAAUCCUGAGCCAACACAGAGGGCUACGCGUUCGUGAAGAAUAAAGUGGAUACUUGGGUAGCAGAUGGGACUAUGGAUAAAGUGAAGAAGCUGAAAAAGUACGCAGAAGAGGAACUAGGGUGUACGGUUGCUCAGCUAGCUUUGGCAUGGUCCAUUCGGAACGGAAAUGCGACGACGACAUUGCUAGGAGCAACCAGCGUGGAACAGGUAGAAGACUUUCUUCAUCUUCCUGUUCUUGGGUCUAUAAGUUGUAGUGUUGUUGACUCAUUUUUAGUCAUCUUCAGGAAGAAAACUUAAACUCUUCCACCAAUGUGGAAAUUCUAGUAGCUAUUUGUUCCACGUUCUUGUUAUUGUUUACCUCAUCUUGAUAAUAUAGCAGAGUAGUUUAUAGCACGCAUGGCGCAUGGAGUAGCAUGGAGUGCAUGGAGCGCAGAGCUUUAAGGGGCGCAAGAAGCUCCCCCUUUAGCUCCAUGCUACUCCAUGUGAUCCAUGCACUCCAUGCCAUGCGAGCGGUGAAACCUUAUAAAUUGCUCUGAUAUAGUUCCUCUCCCUCCAAGAAGGACUCGUCUGAACGAAAAUCCACAGAUUCGUGAAAAUCUUUCUGCCGUUUGCGUCGCCAAGGGCAUGAGCAACGCUGACGACGAGGCGGUAGAGAAGAUACUAGGGAAUAAGCCUGACAUGUGGGCUGGUUUCGGAGGUAGUGGAAUGCGACAGAUAACAAGAAUGGAAAACUUUAGUUCAGAUACGGUGAGGAUACAGAAUCCGAUGUUGCCGUUGCCAAGGGCGGUGGCGCAAUUGUGAAAAGAAACGGCUUAAUCUAAAGAGAAACUCUAUUGAUUUAGUUCUACCAUAUGGAUCACGAUCAAUGUAGUGUACUGCAAGGCACGGAUCACCAAGAAAGGCAUCUACAUCACAGAGAGGUACAGAUUGAAGACAUCACAGAUGAACUGAAACAAUUUAAUAAGACAACGUCUGAGACGAGAUGCAUGAG